UCACACACACACAGUGACACACAGUGUCACCAUUUCCACAACUCCAAAUUUUGACCAAAUAACUUGCCAAAAAUAAUAUAAAAAAAUAAAAACCAAACCAUCAUGCUUUCACUUUCAUUUCAACAAUGUCUCCUCAAAAUCUCAUCACCAAAACAACCAUCUUUCUCUUUAUUAUAAUCCUCCUAACAACAUUCUUAACCCCAUCAUUACAAUCUUGCUUAAACCCUAAUGACAACAAAUCAUUAUCAUCAAAGCUAAUCCUUUCAGACACCACCAUUCUUUACAGCAAAAACAAAACAUUUGCUUUAGGUUUUUUCAACACAAACAACCCAUCCAAAUGGUAUUUAGGCAUCUGGUAUGCUUCUAUUCCAACACCCACUUACAUCUGGGUCGCCAACCGUCAGACUCCGUUAUCUUCCCGUCAAUCUUCCUCCCUUUUCCUCACUAACGGCAAGUUAACGGUAACAGAAUGCGACGUCGUUUGGCAAACCCCAGAUGUUAACUUCACUGGUCAAGCAGAUGUCGAGCUUCUGGAAGAUGGGGAUUUGGUUAUUAAAAAUUUGGAUGAUGAAACGACGUCGUUUGGGAGUGUUUUAUGGCGGAGCUUUGACUACCCAACUGAUACCUUUUUACCGGGGAUGAAUUUAACUGUUGGUCAAACUUUGACUUGUUGGAAAAAUGAUAAUGAUCCCGGAUUGGGUAAGUAUUCUCUGAGGUUGCGUCCACCUGAUUACGGUGAGGUUGAGCUUUUUUAUAUUGAUAAUAAUAAUGUUAAUGUCAGUUAUUGGAGUAGUGGAAAUUGGACUGGAAAUAUAUUUUCAGGUGUUCCAGAAAUGACUUUGCCAUAUAUAUAUAAAUUCUAUUUUACUAAUCCCUUUAGUGAAAUGGCUACAUUUGGUUUUUAUGAAGUAUGGACCCAGAAACAGAAACCAUUGACCCGUUUUAGUAUCGGUUCAACGGGUCAGAUUAAACAGUAUACUUGGUCGGUUCAGUCCGAGUUUUGGAACAUGUUUUGGUCCCAACCGGAGAACCCUUGUCGGGUUUAUGGUUUAUGUGGGAAUUUAGGUUUUUGUGAUGGAAAGAAGGUUGUGAGUCCUUGUAAGUGUUUAGACGGGUUUAGAUGGUUCGAUGAUGGGGAUUUUACUGGUGGGUGUGUUAGAGAUGGGGGUAAGGAGUGUGGGGAGGGAGACGAGUUUGAGGAGAUUGGGGAAGUGACGUUUGAUAAAGAACGGGUUGAUGGGUUUUCGGGGAAUAGGAAGGAGUGUGAGAGCAAGUGUUUGAAGGAUUGUGAGUGUGUUGGGUUGUCGUUUAAUGUGAAGACGAAUUAUUGUAAGAAUUAUUUCGGGAAGGUGUUGAAUUUGGGGAAUUCGAGUAGUGGUUUGGGGAUGGUUCAGGAUUUGUUUAGUGUUAGGGUUCGGAGAGGGGUUGGGAGAAAGAAGAUUGGCGUGAGGAUGGUUGUUUUAGUGAGCGUGGCUGGUUUUUUGCUAGCGGUUUUGUUGAUUGGGGGUGCGGUUUUAGUGAUUGCUAGAAAGAGGAAGGUUAGGAGGAAGAAACUAGAGGAGGAAUCGGUGUUUCCUGUAACGAAUCUGAGGGUUUUUACAUACAAAGAGCUUCAUGCUGCUACUAAUGGGUUCUCGGAUCAGCUUGGUCAUGGUGGAUUUGGGGCGGUGUUUAGUGGGAAUGUGGAUUCGGACCUUGUGGCAGUAAAGCGGCUGGAUCGGCCGGGUGGUGGUGAAAAGGAGUUCCGAGCAGAGGUAUGUACAAUUGGUAAUAUUCAACAUGUUAAUCUUGUUAGAUUAAGGGGGUUUUGUUCUGAAGAGUCACACAGGCUUCUUGUGUAUGAUUAUAUGCCGAAUGGACCUUUGAGUUCCUACUUGAAAAUGGGUGGCCGGAAUCUUGAUUGGGUUGCUAGAUUCAGGAUUGCUAUUGGCACUGCAAGAGGGAUUGCUUAUUUACACGAAGAAUGUAGGAAUUGUAUCAUACAUUGUGAUAUUAAGCCGGAAAAUAUUUUACUUGAUCAAGAUUUUUCAGCCAAGGUGUCAGAUUUUGGUUUGGCGAAAUUGAUAGGUCGAGAUUUUAGCCGGGUUUUGGCUACGAUGAGAGGAACGUGGGGUUAUGUGGCGCCAGAGUGGAUAUCUGGGGUGGCUAUAACCACAAAAGCCGACGUGUAUAGCUAUGGGAUGACAUUAUUGGAGCUAUUAGGGGGUCGACGGAAUGUUGAAGGUCCACCUGAUGGUGGCAACGGAGGUGAGAGUAACGAGAAGUGGUUUUUCCCACCAUGGGCGGCUAAGAAGAUAACAGAAGGCGAGGUGGCAUCGGUUGUGGAUGAGAGGCUUGGCGGUGCGUAUGAUAUGGAGGAAGCAGUGAGGGUUGGAUUAGUGGCAGUGUGGUGUAUACAAGAUGAAGAAGUGACAAGACCAACAAUGGGGAUGGUUGUUAAGAUGUUGGAAGGGGUGGUGGCGGUUGAGGUCCCUCCGCCACCAAAGUUGCUUCAAGCGUUAGUUUCUGGUGAGUCUUUCCAUGGCGUUGGUGGCAAUAGCCGAAAUGAUACAUUUUCACACGUCUCUGUUGAUUCAAAGGAUUCACGGUUUGCUGUCUAAGGUCGUGUUACUUUUUUAGCGAAAUAUGCAUCUGUUAAUAUAUUGUUUAUGGUAUCUCGUUACAAACAAGUGUACACAUUCUAAAACGAUAUGUCAUAAACCAUAUUUCUUCUCUAGUUCGUUAGUUGUUUUGCUUUGACAAUCAAAUGUCAUAAUUCAUAAACCAUAUUUUCUCUCUA
Erigeron canadensis is the source of this 2779-nucleotide messenger RNA. Its product is annotated as G-type lectin S-receptor-like serine/threonine-protein kinase SD2-2. Gene Ontology annotation, biological process: recognition of pollen; protein phosphorylation. The coding region runs from base 126 to 2600 and encodes 824 amino acids. The transcript has a single exon. Gene Ontology annotation, molecular function: protein serine/threonine kinase activity; ATP binding. Lineage: Eukaryota; Viridiplantae; Streptophyta; Magnoliopsida; Asterales; Asteraceae. The record is from RefSeq and is a predicted model, not a curated record.